This is a messenger RNA of Cryptomeria japonica (Japanese cedar), 1023 nucleotides long. RefSeq names its product outer envelope pore protein 16, chloroplastic. The record is from RefSeq and is a predicted model, not a curated record. Lineage: Eukaryota; Viridiplantae; Streptophyta; Pinopsida; Cupressales; Cupressaceae. Gene Ontology annotation, cellular component: chloroplast outer membrane. The coding region runs from base 340 to 780 and encodes 146 amino acids. Gene Ontology annotation, biological process: protein import into chloroplast stroma. Gene Ontology annotation, molecular function: amino acid transmembrane transporter activity. The transcript has 7 exons.
CAAGCUCCUUAAAGAAUCUCAAUACCGAAUACCCCGUCCAGAAAAUGAUUAUUUACCAGCACCAUUAAUGCUAUGCCAAAAUUUACGUAGACCGAGGUGGCAUCAUAAAAGGAAAAAACACUCCAAAACUCGAAAUUGAGAGCACCUAUGUAGGAUCUGGGUUAUAACAGAAUCUUCCCUCUUUAAAAACCUCUCCAGUGAAAAAUUGUCAAAUUAUUCUCUACAAUCUCCUCAUCAUCUCCUUGAGGCAAUCUCAAUUCUUUUCUGACAAUUAUUAUUGAGUAGCCCCACAGAUCUCCUCACCUGCUUAUUUUGCAGCUGACUGGGGUACUUGACAAGAUGCCUCAAGGAAGAAUUUCUGCUAACCUUAAUUCACCCACUGUCGGUGUGUUUGUGGAUAUGGGCCAUCCCUUGCUUAAUCGAGCAGUUGAUGGAUUCUUCAAAAUUGGAACUGUGGGUGCUUCACGCGUGGCUGCAGAAGAGGUUUAUAGUGCUUUGAAUAAAGGAAGGGUGACAAAGCAUGACCUGGAGCACACGUUCAAGAAGAUGGGAAAGGAGGGACUACAAUGUGGAGCUGUAGCUGGACUAUACACUGGAUUGGAGUAUGGUGUAGAAAGGGUUCGCGGCAGGCGGGACUGGAAGAAUGCUUUAAUAAGUGGUGCUUUUACUGGAGCAAUCCUUUCUCUUGCUGACAAUAGCAGCAGAGACAAGAUGGUAAGGAAUGCUAUUACAGGGGGUGCCAUAGCCACUGCUUCAGAGUUUAUAAGGUAUCUAACUUAGAGGGAAUAUAUUAACAAAAAAAUACUAGUCACCAGGAAAUUCCAGUAGAGGGACACCUGUUCCUGGACCUACAUUUCAUGGUAUACUGUUAAUAUUUAAUAUAGCGGUGCCUUAAUUCAUUUACUCAUACUCUGAUUGAUAUGGUAUCCCCAUCUUCAUACCAAUACCUUAUGAUUAUUUGGAUAUGAAGGAGAUCAAGUGGAUUGAUUAAGUAAUUUGAUGAGGAAGGGUCCGAAAUAUAAA